AGCCCAUGUGUAAGGCCCAAAAGAGGCAAUGCUAAUAGGCCAAUACCCAAUACUUAAAUCUGCAAACGUAGUAAAAUUCUAAAAAAACAGAAAUCUUGUCCAUUGUUCUAGGUUCUAAAACCCUACAAAAAUCUUGCCGUUUAAAUCCCAAAGCCCUGCAAAUCGUGUCUCCCAUCGGAACAAAGCUCCCGUACGGCGACAUGGAACCGGAGCUGGUAAUUGCCUCUUCUUCAGUCGACGCCGGCAUCGGCUGUUGGGACCUCGAAACGGGAGUUAAGCAGCCGCUCCACUACAAAUCCUGCGCCUCCACCCGCCACGGCCUUUCCGCCGUCGGCAGCCGCUUCCUCGCAUCUUCUCAGCUCCGAGACCCUAAAGUCAAAAAUGGGUUCAUUCACUACUGGUCUUGGUCCAAGCCGGGAGUGGAGGUGAAGAGCUUUCUGGCGGAGCCCAUAAAGCCCAUAGCUGCUAAUCCUGAAGGGACUUACAUUGUUGGUGGAGGGAUUUCCGGAAAAAUCUAUCUUUGGGAGACUGCUACUGGUAGAUUGUUGCUUGAGAGAUGGGAGGCGCAUCUCAGGCCGAUUACUUGCCUGGUAUUCAAUGACGACGGUUCACUUCUGGUUUCUGGGUCGGAGGAUGGCAUUGUUAAAGUGUGGCCACUUUUGAAGGUGUUAGAUGAUAGAGAAACAGACAAACCAAGUCAUCGCUACUUGUAUAACUUUUCAGACCACACUAUGCCAAUAACUGACUUGGUUAUAGGUUAUGGAGGAUGGAAUGCAGUUAUUGUUUCAGCCUCCGAGGACCGAACUUGUAAGGUAUGGAGCUUAUCUAAGGGUGAAUUGUUGAGAAGUGUUGCGUUUCCAUGUAUAAUCAAUGCAUUAGUCUUGGAUCCUGCGGAAACCGUCUUCUAUGCUGGUGGUAAAGAUGGGAAGAUAUAUAUUGUUGCCCUUAGUGCCAGUAGCUCAUCCAGCAAAAGUCCUUGGUUGCACAUCAUUGGUUCGUUGUCUAGUGGAAGCGACGCUGUGACUUCAUUAGCAUACAGUACCAGUAAGAACUGGUUGCUUGCUGGAUCAGAGGAUGGGUCAAUUCGAGUCUGGGAUCCCAAGAACAUGAACCUCAUUCGUGGAUUCCAUCAUGAAAAAGGUAUUUUGUGCCUAUUUCCUGAUCUGUCAUCUCAAUUUUUUCCCGAGACAGGUCCUGUGAACAAUCUGCAGGUCACAAGGCGGCGAAAGUCUUCACUACCACCUCCACUGCAGAAAUUCCAAGCGUCGAAAGAUGACAAGUCAUUAACAGAUGCUGUAAUUGCGCUGCCGCAUACUAACAGUAAUCGUCUUAAGGCUGCAUAUGUAACCUCUCCUCUGAUCGACAACCAACUCAUAGAACUUCAGCAAAAGGGUUCUUCAGCUGCGGCCGAAAUGGGAGUGGCAAAGGUGAAGCAUGAUCUUGCAGAGUCUAGACAAAUGGUGAAGAGAUUGAAGACAACCUACGAGAGUCUGCAUAAAUUCUGCAUGGACGAGAUAUUGGAGGGUGAUGGCCCCCCGAAAGGGUAGUGUUGAUCAAGCUUUUAAGUAGUGAGCUCAAAAGUAAUCAUUUUGUGGAUGCUUGAGCUUGAGAGUUUCUGUAACUUUUAGUUUCGUUCAUUUCGUUUGUUUUCACUAUUUAUUCACACAUCAAAACCAUUUUGGAGCCAUGAGCUAAAUUCAAUUACAGUUGAUCAGUUAUACAGGUAAAAGAUGCUUGUUUUGCAACUACUUCCCGCAUGUCUGUACUGUGCUACGUUUUGUACUAAAUCUAGUCUAU
Molecule: messenger RNA, 1797 nt
Organism: Linum tenue
Lineage: Eukaryota; Viridiplantae; Streptophyta; Magnoliopsida; Malpighiales; Linaceae
Source: the annotation of a GenBank genome assembly